Messenger RNA from Peromyscus maniculatus bairdii (prairie deer mouse), 2652 nucleotides. RefSeq names its product histidine decarboxylase (gene Hdc). NCBI's taxonomy places the organism in Eukaryota, Metazoa, Chordata, Mammalia, Rodentia, Cricetidae. Gene Ontology annotation, biological process: L-histidine catabolic process; histamine biosynthetic process. Gene Ontology annotation, molecular function: pyridoxal phosphate binding; histidine decarboxylase activity. Gene Ontology annotation, cellular component: cytoplasm. The record is from RefSeq and is a predicted model, not a curated record.
CGGGUCCUGUGUGGCAGAUCCAGGAUUUCAGCAUGAGUUAUCUAAUGCUUUGUUUUCUCCCCAUACGCGGACACCUCUGUGGCAAGUGAUGAGGCCCCUCAAACUGGGCCUCGGUCCCGGGGAACACACAUUUCAUAAACCCACUGUCCCCCAAGUCUCUUUGCUUGAAACAUUCUGUGCUGACCUGUGCCUGUCUAAAAGCUCCUCCCAGUGUUCACUUGGGGUUUGCUCCCAUCAGUCUCCCAAAAGCUUUGGUCUUAGACGUGACAGAUGUAUCUCAAAGCCAGGACGAGAAAAUGCUCAAACUCUCUGCAAAGGGCAAGUUUGCCAUGUAAGUCUGUUGCGCAAGCAUCUUCGGAAAAUGUCAGUGUGAGUGCAGCUUUCCUGAAAGGCCUAGUUCCUCGAUAAGAUUAUCUCACCCACUUCAUUCUGUGACGCUGUCACCCCAGGGACUAACUGUCAUUAGAAGUGAGCCCAAGAACAACUGUUAGUGCCGCUGCUGAAGGAAGGAGGCACAACUGUUUCCGGGAGGCGUGGCCAAGGAGGCUUAUUUCUGGACUUGGAGGUGGUACACUGGCAGAGUCCCCACAUGCACGCCUACUAUCCGGCCCUUACCUCUUGGCCAUCCCUGCUGGGAGAUAUGCUGGCUGAUGCCAUUAACUGCUUAGGAUUCACAUGGGCUUCCAGUCCAGCGUGCACGGAGCUGGAGAUGAGCGUCAUGGACUGGCUGGCGAAGAUGCUGGGACUCCCUGAGCACUUCCUGCACCACCAUCCCAGCAGCCAGGGGGGAGGUGUCUUGCAGAGCACUGUCAGCGAAUCCACUUUGAUUGCCCUGCUGGCAGCCAGGAAGAACAAAAUCCUAGAAAUGAAAACGUUGGAGCCCGAUGCUGAUGAGUCCUCUCUGAAUGCUCGGCUCGUCGCCUACGCCUCUGAUCAGGCUCACUCCUCAGUGGAGAAGGCUGGCUUGAUUUCCCUUGUGAAGAUGCGAUUUCUGCCUGUGGACGACAACUUCUCACUCCGAGGAGAAGCUCUUCAGAGAGCCAUCGAGGAAGACAAGCAACAGGGCUUGGUGCCUGUCUUUGUCUGUGCAACAUUAGGGACCACUGGAGUCUGUGCGUUUGACAGGCUGUCAGAGCUGGGCCCUAUCUGUGCCAGUGAGGGGCUGUGGCUCCACGUGGAUGCUGCUUAUGCUGGGACAGCCUUUCUGUGCCCUGAGCUGCGGGGAUUCCUGAAGGGUAUCGAGUAUGCUGACUCCUUCACUUUUAAUCCCUCCAAAUGGAUGAUGGUACACUUUGACUGUACUGGGUUCUGGGUUAAGGACAAGUACAAGUUGCAGCAGACGUUCAGCGUGAACCCCGUCUACCUCAGACAUGCCAACUCUGGGGCCACCACAGACUUCAUGCACUGGCAGAUCCCCCUGAGUCGGCGCUUUCGCUCCAUUAAGCUCUGGUUCGUGAUUCGGUCCUUCGGGGUGAAGAAUCUUCAAGCACAUGUCAGACACGGAACAGAAAUGGCUAAAUACUUUGAAUCUCUGGUCAGAAAUGACCCUUUCUUUGAAAUUCCUGCCAAGAGGCACCUUGGGUUGGUGGUUUUCCGUCUGAAGGGUCCCAAUUGUCUCACAGAAAGUGUGUUAAAGGAAAUAGCCAAAGGUGGCCAGCUCUUCCUCAUUCCAGCCACUAUCCAGGACAAGCUGAUCAUCCGUUUCACCGUGACAUCCCAGUUUACCACCAAGGAGGACAUCCUGAGAGACUGGAACCUCAUCCGAGAGGCUGCUACCCUCGUCCUGAACCAGCACUGCACUUCCCAGCCGAGCCCUCGGGCCAAGAACCUCAUCCCGACCCGAGGCUCCAGGGACCUGACCAGUGGGCUAUCCCUGGAGUCUGUCAACGAGGGAGGAGACGACCCAGCUCAGGCCCGGAAGAUCAUCAAGCAGCCCCAGCAGCUGGGGGCUGGUGUGAUGAGAAAGGAGGGUGGCUGUGAUCUUGAGACCCUGCUGGAUCCACCCGAUGAGUGCUUCUCAGAAGAAGAAGCCCCAGAUGCCACCAAGCACAAGCUGUCGUCCUUUCUGUUCAGUUACUUGUCCGUCCAGAGCAAGAAGAAGACGGUGCGUUCCCUCAGCUGCAACAGCGUGCCCGUGAGCGCUCAGAAGUCACUCCCCACAGAUGGCUCAGUGAAGAACGGGGGCUCCUUCCGGGCAAGGAUCUUUUCCAGGUUCCCGGAAGAAAUGAUGAUGAUAAAGAAAAGCGCCUUCAAAAAGCUGAUCAAGUUCUACAGCGUGCCCAGCUUCCCGGAAUGCAGCUCCCAGUGUGCCCUGCAGCUGCCCUGCUGCCCUCUGCAGGCCAUGGUGUAGAGCCUCCGACCAGAAUGCAAGGGUGUGCUUCAGGGAGUUUGCGAACCCCUCAACAUCGUGUGCCGCGUGUGUGCUUCUGUGUGUGUGUGCGCGCCUUGAGGGGGAGCAAGCCCAUAAUUUUGAUCAUAGCCUCACGGGGUUCAUGACUUGCAGUGCCCGGUAAUUGGGGAGUUUAAGCCCGGAUGCUCCAGAGUGGUGCAGCAGCCUGUCAGACCGAGGGGCGAGGAGGGAGGGGUCCGAACUGUUAAGCUUACGACAUGAAAUGCAGCCUAGAAAUAAAUUGUGCUUGUAUCUGAAAUAAA